Capsicum annuum is the source of this 697-nucleotide messenger RNA. RefSeq names its product cytochrome b-c1 complex subunit 9, mitochondrial. The transcript is spliced from 3 exons. Gene Ontology annotation, biological process: mitochondrial electron transport, ubiquinol to cytochrome c. The record is from RefSeq and is a predicted model, not a curated record. Lineage: Eukaryota; Viridiplantae; Streptophyta; Magnoliopsida; Solanales; Solanaceae. Bases 268 to 486 code for a protein of 72 amino acids.
AAAUGAUAAAUUAUCUCUAAUAAGUGUUUAUUUUUGUACAUGGAUAAAUAAAAGAGGUAAAAAAAAAAAAAAAAGCAUUUAUUUUGCAACAAAACUAUUAAAUAGAGGGUUCAAAAGUAACUUACUCGUAACAUAUAAUAAAAACAAAAGGAUCAAAUUUAUCAUAUUUAUCACUCUCCAGUCUCUUCUACCAUCUUCUUUCCAAAGUUUCUACACAAACAGAGCGCCGGCAAAAACACAGAAAGUCUGGUACUACCAAAAAUCAGUAUGGAAACAGCAACUCGAAAGAGCAGCAAAGGGGCUAUAGAAGGGCUUUAUAGAAUGGUUAUGCGUAGAAAUUCAGUCUAUGUAACCUUUGUCAUCAUUGGUGCUUUCCUUGCUGAACGAGCUGUUGAUUAUGGUGUUCGUAGGCUUUGGGAUAACAAUAAUGUAGGGAAACGGUAUGAAGACAUCCCAGUUUUGGGGCAACUGGAAUCUGAAGAAUGAAUUCCUCUUUCAUGAUGACUACUUAGGUUUGGAAUUUCAUCUGAUGUAAUAGUAGCUAUAUGUGCUGUAUGUCCAGAAUCAUGUCACUCUCUUUCUGGAUAUGAUGCAUUUAUGUGUAACUUGGAGAUCCUUAGAUCUAUGUAAAAAGUUUGUUGUUACUAUUACUUGCACCAUUGCCAAGAAGUAUUUGAACCAAAAUUCUCUUCUCAAC